Messenger RNA from Rhopalosiphum maidis (corn leaf aphid), 916 nucleotides. It is a transcript of the gene mRpL51, whose product is annotated as 39S ribosomal protein L51, mitochondrial. NCBI's taxonomy places the organism in Eukaryota, Metazoa, Arthropoda, Insecta, Hemiptera, Aphididae. Gene Ontology annotation, molecular function: structural constituent of ribosome. The transcript has 2 exons. Gene Ontology annotation, biological process: translation. The coding region runs from base 170 to 655 and encodes 161 amino acids. Gene Ontology annotation, cellular component: mitochondrial large ribosomal subunit. The record is from RefSeq and is a predicted model, not a curated record.
AACAUUAAACAGAUAUGAAUGAAAUAAUUCAUAAUUAAUUACAUUUUAGAACGUGUUUUCUUAAAUAUUUAUUCAAUUAUUUAAGUUUUUUAAAUUAUCAACUUCUAAAAUAGAUAAAUUUAAGUAUAUAUUUUCUUUAACAGAACAAGAAUUCACAAUAUAAAUAAUUAUGCAGUCAUUAGUAAAUACGCUGAAAUUUUCAUGUUCAAAAAUUAAUAUACAACCAGUUCGCCAUCGAUAUUGGAAAGACCAACAAGGUGCUCGACCAUUAAUUCGACGAUAUGGUUAUAAUGAUGAUAAAAUUCUCCAAUCUGGGCUAUUGCCAAGAUCGGCUGAUGAAAAGAAUAAAUUACCAAUGCCCAUAUAUAGGCCUAAAGAUGUUUGGAAUGAACGCAGAGCUCUUUUUGGACAAAACGAUUACAUUGAUAUUUUAGGAGAUGAAUCCGUGCAUCCUGUCCGAGUACUAUACAAUGUACCAUCGUGGUUGAGAGGCGUUAAAGGCAAUGAAUUUCAAAUAUUAUUAAGAAAGAGAAAAAUGUUACGAUAUGGUGUAUAUCCAUUGGCUAGACCAACAAAGUGGAGCCUAAUGCAAAAGCGAAUCAAAUAUUUGUAUACUUUCUUAAAUAGAAAAACUAGAACUGGAAUGGAAAAAUAAUAACUUAGUAUGUUAAACAACAUAAAAAAUUAGUAUUUAAAAUGAUUUGUAUAUGGUAAAAAAGAGAAAAACUUAAUAAAUAACAAACAGUUAUAAAACCAUUAAAAUGUGCAUUAUUCUGUAUAAUCUGUAUCAAAAACUUAUUAAACUCUCUUUGGGACCAGUUUACUUGUGUUCAGAUGCCUAUUAAGUAAAAAAGCAUUGUAAUAAAAAAAUUUUAAUUUGACUAUAUACUAAUAAAUAUUCAUUAUUAUGCAUUUA